Poecilia latipinna (sailfin molly) is the source of this 2310-nucleotide messenger RNA. RefSeq names its product N-acetylglutamate synthase (gene nags). Gene Ontology annotation, molecular function: L-glutamate N-acetyltransferase activity, acting on acetyl-CoA as donor. The record is from RefSeq and is a predicted model, not a curated record. Gene Ontology annotation, cellular component: mitochondrial matrix. Gene Ontology annotation, biological process: glutamate metabolic process; L-arginine biosynthetic process. NCBI's taxonomy places the organism in Eukaryota, Metazoa, Chordata, Actinopteri, Cyprinodontiformes, Poeciliidae.
GUUGAAAUAUGAGAAAUGCCGACACAGCAGCGCUGCGUGCUGAAUGGUCCAGCUGUCAGUGUCCACACAGACAGCACACCCUGCUGCACAGCAAAGGCCUCCGGGUCGGUCCCAGCUCUCCACAUGUCCAAAGUCAACAGCGGUUCCACCGGCUGUCGGGCCGUGGUGAUGGCUGGGAAGUACCUGUCUGGUCCCGGCCGAUGCUCUGCGGUGCUCGCCGGGACCUCUGGCCGGCAGCGGGGGCAGAUGCGUGCCACUCAGUGCCGUACAGAGAGCUCCACUGCAGCCCGCAUGGGAGGGCGAACCGCGGCCGCGGGUCAGCAGGAAAGUCCCGGGUAUUACUCCGCCGCUGACCGACACGCGCUGGCAAACCGGAACUUAAUUUACCGGGACGUGAAGGCUUUCCUCAGCGAGGUCGGUGGGGAUCCUCGCGAGGCUCGGUACUGGCUGACCCAGUUCCAGAGAGCGAACUUAUCUCAGUCGCCUGCUUUUGCUGUGCUGGAGGUGGACGACUCGGUAUUCCAAAGCAGGGAGACGGUACAGAGUCUGGCCUUUGGCCUGUCGUUCCUGCAGCGGAUGGACAUGAAGUCCGUGGUGGUGAUGGGCUGCUCCUAUAACCAGGAAUCAGGGUCUGUAGAAGCAGCCGCUGGGUCUUGGAGCACCAGAGGGCUGGUGGAGCGGUGCCAGCAGCUCACUGAAGCUCUACAGCUACACUCAGCAACUGUUCUACCAUUCUUCUCAGCAGAGUCCUUCCUGCAGCUGCAUGAGGCACCACAAAGCAGCAGUGCUCCACACUCCAUUUCUGUGGACAUCAGCCUCCUCCAGUGGAGUCUGGACUGUGGGACCAUCCCACUGGUUUGUCCAGUUGGGAGGGACGGACAUGGAUGCUCGUUGGUGCUGGACCCAACGGAGGUCACGGCAGCCAUUUCCCGAGCCCUGCAGCCCCUCAAAGUCAUGUUUCUGAACAAUUCGGGAGGCCUGCGGGGCGAAAAGCACAAGGUACUGGACACGGUGUCACUGCCCACUGACCUGCCUGGUCUGUCUGCAGCAGAGUGGCUGAGCCAAGUGGAGCGCCGCAGGCUGACCACCAUCGCCAGACUGCUAAAUCAGCUACCAACAGAGUCCUCAGCUGUGAUCACCUCUGCAGACACUCUGCUGACUGAGCUCUUCAGCCACCGGGGUUCCGGCACACUUUUCAAAAACGGCGACCCCAUACACAGGUACACCUCUCUGGACGAGAUCGACGUGGAGCGUCUGCUGACUCUCAUCAACAAGUCGUUCGAUAAAACUCUGAGGCAGGAUUAUGUGGAGUCUUUGAAGGGACGGCUGCACUGCGUCUACCUCUCUGAAGGCUACAGUGCAGCGGCCAUCAUCACCAUGGAGCCCGUCAACGGUGGGACCCCCUACCUGGACAAGUUUGUGGUGAGCAGCAGUAAGCAGGGGCAGGGCACCAGCCACAUCCUGUGGGAGUGCAUCCGACAGGAUUUGGGCAAGCUGUUCUGGAGGUCAAAGGCCACCAACAGGAUCAACCCAUGGUACUUUAAGCACUGUGACGGCAGCUUUGUAAACGGAGUGUGGACCGUCUUCUGGUUUGGCCUGACGGACAUCAGAGACUCGUACGCGCUGGUGGAGCACGCCAAGAGCCUCCCCGACUCAUUCCAAAGCUGCCGCCUCACCUCCAGCCAGCUGCCUCCUGCUCCUCCAGCUGCUGCUUCCUGAACUCCUGCUUCUCAGUCGAUGGUUUUUGUGGCAGUUCAGCUUUGGAGACCAAUUACAUAAUCAAUGACUAGAUUCUGAUUUUGGAAGUUUUCUUCUUUCCUGUGCUUUUUCCAAAAAAAAAAAAAAAAAAAAAACACUUGCUGCAAAAUUCUUUAGCAUUUUGGACUUACAAAAUAUUUGGCUCAUAAAAAGAAAAAAAAUAGUGAUAAAAUUACAAAAAUAAAGUCAAAAUAAUCUGAGAAUAAAGUCAUAGUAUUAGGAAAAGAAAGUCAUAAUAUUACGGGAAUAAAGUUGAUAUAAUAGGAAAAUGAAGUUGUGAUAAUAUAAUAUCAAAGUCACAAUAUAUUGAAAAUAAUGUGGUAAUAUUAUAAAUUUAUUCUCAUAUUAUUUCAACUUUAUUUUUGUACAACUUAUCCUAAAGUAAAACUGGGAACAGAUUUAAAAUAUGGAUUUACAUGAAAGCUCCAAAGGUUUUGAUUACUAAAAGAAAAAUAUCACCCAGCUACUUUGCAAUGCAGUCUCCAGAACUGAAAACAAAAAAACAUCUCAUCUUAAAGCACUUGGGUGUCAUUAAAGUGGGUUUUUUGCACA